AGGAAGCGGAGGAGGAAGAGGAUGAAAGGCGAAGCCAAGAGGGACGAGAGAAGAAUGCAGAUGGAGGUGAGAAUGACGAUUUUCUAGAGGAUGCGGAUGGAUUUGACGACGAGUUUGAUGAGGAAGAAGAGUUAGGCUACGAGGAGAAGAUAGAGGGAAUAGGAGAUGGCGAGGAACAGGUGAAUCUAGAGGACCGCGAACGGGAAGAUAGGAUGUUUGAGGAGGAGGGGGAGAUGGAAGAGGACAGGAGGCGAUGGAUGAAGAAUGAACCUCUCAUUGGUGCAAUUGCGUUUGGUAAGUUAGAACAUGCUUCUUUUGGUUUACUUUUUUUGCGUCUCUCGUUCU
Molecule: messenger RNA, 345 nt
Organism: Opisthorchis viverrini
Lineage: Eukaryota; Metazoa; Platyhelminthes; Trematoda; Opisthorchiida; Opisthorchiidae
Exons: 1
Source: RefSeq, a predicted model, not a curated record